AUGGCGCAGCAGCUGAUCAGCGGCGCCGGCUACGUGCCCGAGGACGGGCUCACGGCCCAGCAGCUCUUCGCCUGUGCCGAUGGCCUCACCUACAAUGACUUCCUCAUCCUCCCCGGCUACAUCGACUUCACGGCUGACGAGGUGGACCUGACGUCGGCCCUGACCCGAACCAUCACCCUGAAGACGCCGCUGGUGUCGUCCCCCAUGGACACGGUCACCGAGGGGGACAUGGCCAUCGCCAUGGCUCUGAACGGCGGCAUCGGCAUCAUCCACCACAACUGCACGCCCGAGUUCCAGGCCAGCGAGGUGCGCAAGGUCAAGCGCUUCGAGCAGGGUUUCAUCACGGAGCCGCUGGUGAUGAGCCCGGCGCACACCGUGGGGGACGUGUGGGACGCCAAGGCCCGGCUCGGCUUCUCGGGGGUCCCCGUCACCCACUCGGGGCACCUGGGGGGGCGGCUCGAGGGCAUCGUCACCUCCCGUGACAUCGACUUCCUGCGCGAGAGGGACAGGGCCACCCCCCUGGCCGAGGUGGGCGUGGGCCCCCCGGUGCCCGGCACCCCAGGGUGCCCCGCGCUGCCCCCGUGUCCCCGGGGAAGCUGCGGGGUGGCAGCUCCUCGCUGCUGGCCACCCUCGCCCUGCGCCCGGGUCCCUCCCGGCCGGUGCCCGGGGCGCCGGCGGGGCGGGGGUGACUGUCCCCGCGCUGUCCCCGCAGGGAAGCUGCCCAUCGUCAACAGCCGGGACGAGCUGGUGGCGCUGAUGGCGCGCACGGACCUGAAGAAGAACCGGGAGCACCCGGCGGCCUCCAAGGACGAGCGGAAGCAGCUGCGGGUCGGGGCCGCCAUCGGCACCCGCGAGGACGACAAAUACCGGCUGGACCUGCUCGUGCAGGCGGGCGCCGACCUCGUGGUGCUGGACUCGUCGCAGGGGAACUCCCGGUACCAGCUCAGCAUGAUCCGCUACAUCAAGGCCAAGUACCCCGAGCUGCAGGUGGUGGGGGGCAACGUGGUGACGGCGGCCCAGGCCAAGAACCUGAUCGACGCCGGGGUGGACGCGCUGCGCGUGGGGAUGGGCAGCGGCUCCAUCUGCAUCACCCAGGAAGGUGGGUGGCACCCGGGACCCCUGACCCCACCCUGGCACCCCUGGACACGCCUGCAGUGUCCCCACUGUGCCCUUCGGUUACCGAGAGGAGGCUGCCCUGAGGAGGGGUCCCCCCGGGGCGGUGCCCCCCGCCCGGAGCCUGCGGGGACCCCUCCGGCCCCCCGACACCGGCGCUGCUGA
Lonchura striata (white-rumped munia) is the source of this 1278-nucleotide messenger RNA. Lineage: Eukaryota; Metazoa; Chordata; Aves; Passeriformes; Estrildidae. The record is from RefSeq and is a predicted model, not a curated record.